AUGCCGUAUUCCAAACUUGUUACAGAAUAUACUAUUCUUUUAACUGUAAACGCAAAUAUUUCAGAAUUGGUGACAAAAAAACAAAAAUGUUUACGCAGGUCAGUAAUUCUCUCAUCAGUCGAUGCUGUUCUGGGUAGAAGUGCCACAUUACCAUGUAAUAUAGAACCUGAUCAUCGAGAGGAUAGAGUUUAUAUGGUUCUAUGGUACCGAGAAGGACAUAUAAAGCCUAUAUACAGGUAA
This is a messenger RNA of Brassicogethes aeneus, 240 nucleotides long. NCBI's taxonomy places the organism in Eukaryota, Metazoa, Arthropoda, Insecta, Coleoptera, Nitidulidae. The record is from the annotation of a GenBank genome assembly.